Messenger RNA from Drosophila busckii, 526 nucleotides. Its product is annotated as thyroid transcription factor 1-associated protein 26. Lineage: Eukaryota; Metazoa; Arthropoda; Insecta; Diptera; Drosophilidae. The record is from RefSeq and is a predicted model, not a curated record. Bases 50 to 406 code for a protein of 118 amino acids. The transcript is spliced from 3 exons.
GCUGUUUAUCAUAUACGAUUUGCACGUGUAUUUAUUGUUUACAAUCAAAAUGCCGCAGCAAAAUCAACGUAAAUUUAACAAAAAACCAGGCGAUAGUCAUGGUAAAGGUGUUAAAAACCAGCAUGGCGCAAAGUUUAAGCCGAAAUUUAAGGCAAAUAACCCAAAAACGAACAACAAACCCAAUAAGCCGGAAGUUCGGAAGAUGAUACGUCAACAGAAGGCUGCUGAAGCGGAAGCCGAGCGCCAAAAAAUCAAGUCCGAGAAGGAGGAACGCAUCAAGGCAUAUAAAAAGCAACGACUGGAGAAAACUAAAGUCAUCAGUAAGCGUACGCAGCGUGGCCAACCACUGAUGAAGGAUCGCAUGCAGCUGCUGCUAAAGCAAAUCGAGGAGAUGAAGAAACGCUAAGAUGCCCGAGUCAAUCAAGACUACACAAUACUGAUAUACACAUUGGCUGACUUCACGCGUGACUUUAGAAUUAGUUAGUUUUAGCUACACAACAUUAGUUAAUUUAUUAAGGUAAAACUA